This is a messenger RNA of Ogataea philodendri, 1647 nucleotides long. RefSeq lists its product as uncharacterized. Bases 1 to 1647 code for a protein of 548 amino acids. Gene Ontology annotation, biological process: positive regulation of transcription by RNA polymerase II. The record is from RefSeq and is a predicted model, not a curated record. Gene Ontology annotation, cellular component: nucleus. NCBI's taxonomy places the organism in Eukaryota, Fungi, Ascomycota, Pichiomycetes, Pichiales, Pichiaceae. The transcript has a single exon. Gene Ontology annotation, molecular function: transcription cis-regulatory region binding; zinc ion binding; DNA-binding transcription factor activity, RNA polymerase II-specific.
AUGCGAAAGGCAGAGGGUAUGCGACAGAAAAGUCGCGGGGGGUGCAUCACGUGCAAGAAGAGCAAGAUCAAGUGCGACGAGGCCAAGCCGAAAUGCUCGGUGUGCACUAACCGCGGCAUCGAGUGUGGGGGGUACAUCAAGAUCUUCAAGUUUAAGGAGGUCAAGUCGACUGUUGGGAAGCGAGGGAAAAAGAUAAAUUUGGCCGAACGCGAGGACGUGCUGGCUCCGCAGCUGGAAGACGGCACGCUGACGCAGCAGUUCAACAAGGCCGCGCAGUCGAUCACCGGCAGAACGUACAAACAGCUCGCUCUGGAGCAACACCUGGCGAAAAGGGGCAAGAACCCGAUGCUGGCCACGGAGCUGGACGGGCUGUUGCGUCGGUUCCGCGUGGACUCGUUUGAGAAGCUCGCAAUGAACUCAGAACGGUACUUCCAGGUGCGGGACUUUAUGUUCAGUUCCACCUACUCUCCGUUCGACCAGACCCAAUUUGUGCUUAACACGUUCGACACGGCCACAGGAAACGUUCUGUGCGUCUACGAGUCGCAGGGACUGAACCCGUGGAAAACGCAGUUUCUCCCGCUCAUCAAAGAGUAUCCGAUCCUAGUCGACCUGAUCGGCAUGAUUGUGUGCCGGCAUCUGUGUGCCAAGCACCCGGAGCUGAAUGCCACCGGCUUUGACUACAAAGUGCGCGCGUGUCUUCAGCUGUCGCAGGGCAUCAAGGACAAGAAGCUGUCCAACGACAUCUGCCUGGCCAGCUGUUUCCUGCUGUCGCUGGACGAGCUGUGGGACGCCAAGCCGCACCUCGACCUCUCGCACCUGUCGGUUCUGUCUUACUUUGUGAACCGGCGGCUUUCCAGCCCGAACCAAGAUCCGCGGUUCAACUUCAUCAUCAGCGCGUGGCAGUACAUGCGUGUGAUCUCGCGCGCCACGUUCCUGAACCCCAACCUCGCGUUCAACACCUCGGACCCGAACAUGCUGCUCUGCGACGGGCUCGAGAUGGACCACAUCCUCGGCAUGUGCCAGGAGCUGUUCGGGCUCCUUGACAAGGUCAUGGAUCUCCUUUACCAGGUGAAAGACCUUCCGGAAUCCGUAUACCCCGGGACUGUUGUCAAGCAGGCGGAAGCGUUGCAGCAACGGCUCAUCAACUGGACCCCUCCACCGGCUGAUCUGAGCUCCUGGUCCGACAAAGAGAUCCACGACCAGAUGCAGGCAGCCGAGGCUCAUAGACACUCUAGCUUGCUGCUGCUGCAGAAGGUGUUCCCGCAAAUCAAGCCCCAUAUGAGACCCACUAAGCUGGCGUCCAUCAUCAAAAGCCACAUCUCUAGCAUCAAAAUAACGUCCGGGUCUGUUGUGCCCAUCAUGGUGUUCCCCCUGUUCAUCUCGUCGUGCGAGGCGUUUGCGUUCGAGGAUCGCGCCUGGUACAAGAUGAUGUGGCGCGCCGUGUUUGAGGCAACGUGCUCGUCCAACUUCCUGCCGGUCAUGGACGUGGUCGAGGAGGUGUGGCGCCGCAAAGACGAACUACUAAUACAUUACAAGUCCCAGAACCUCCUGUUGGAGUUCGAUGAUCACUUAAUCGGCGGGUUCAAGAGCUACGCCAACUGGCAUCAGAUCAUUCAGGACUGGAAAAUCGACCUUUUUGUCGGGUAA